Molecule: messenger RNA, 1815 nt
Organism: Telopea speciosissima
Lineage: Eukaryota; Viridiplantae; Streptophyta; Magnoliopsida; Proteales; Proteaceae
Product: protein PHR1-LIKE 1-like
Exons: 8
Coding region: 358-1815 (485 amino acids)
Molecular function (GO): DNA binding; DNA-binding transcription factor activity
Source: RefSeq, a predicted model, not a curated record
GAAGACCGGGGCUUUGGCUUUGGCUUUGGCUUUGCUCGUGUCACCAGAAUAUUUCCUCGUGUUGUUGUUGUUGUUGUUGUCUCACCAUUGCGUCUGCGUCUGAGUCGCCUGGAGCUGCAGGCCACCAUAUUCUCUCUCGACCGAGCUCUCUAGGGUUGUAUUCUGUGAUACCUCUCCCUCGCUCCCGGUCUCGGUGCAAUAUUUGAUGACCCUUUGGUGUGUGGAGCUGAAAAUUGAAAGGAAGGUGGUGGAGUGUUACUCUUACUGAGAAUUGUUAGAGGUGGAUAUUAUGCGCUGAAUUAGUGUCACGUUGAUGAUUAGUUGACACUGGCUGGCAUUCUUGAUACAUGGAAAGGAAUGGAGGCACGCCCUACUUUAUCCAUUCAAGGAGCUGGUGCAAAGCAUCUUAGUAACCUGGAAGCAUCUGGAGCUAUGUCCUCGUCUUUGCCAGUUCUUCCCAUACCCCUUGAACAGAAAUAUCCAAAAUUACCAGACUCCCCACAAGUUUCAUUUGAAAGGGAACUGAUGACAAAUCCCAUGCCUCCACGUGGAUCUUCAAUGGUCACCAACAGUAGUGUUGUUGGGCACAUAUUUUCAUCAGACUCUGGAUUCUCCUCAGAUCUCCAGUUCUCUUCUGUUUCACCCCAUGAAAGACAUUCUAGAAAUGCACCUUUCAUUUCUCAGUUAUCAAACAAUGGAGCAUCUCUGCCUUUAACACCGUCUUCUCAUUCAGGACCAUUCCAAUCAAGGGCAUUGAGUCAUUAUUCCAAAGAAAGCAGUGAUGUUUCUUGGUGUACAGAUCCACUGCAGGGUUUUCUUGAUUAUCCUGAUAGCGUCCCCACCCAAAAUUGUCAAAUAGAAAGUAGUGGUGGUGGUGUCAUGGCAUCUGAGGACCAUACUAAGCGAAAUGAUUGGCAGGAAUGGGCGGACCAACUUAUCACCGAUGAUGAUGCUUUGGCUCCUAACUGGAAUGAGCUUCUUGUUGACAACAAUUCUGUGGGUCUUGAACCAAAGACAGAAAUAUACCAAAUGCCCAAACAAUCUUCAAAUUCUUCAGUGCCCCAGCCCCAAGUUCAGCAGCUUUCUAUUCCUUCUGGAGAACUUUGCACGGUUGGUAGUCCCCCUUCCUCUGUCGGUGGUGCCCCAACCAAGCCACGUAUGCGUUGGACACCCGAACUGCAUGAACGUUUUGUAGAAGCUGUUAGUCAGCUCGGUGGCAGUGAAAGAGCUACUCCCAAGGGUGUGCUAAAGCUCAUGAAAGUAGAAGGAUUAACCAUCUACCAUGUGAAAAGUCAUCUGCAGAAGUACAGAACAGCUAGGUAUAGACCAGACUCAUCAGAAGGCACAUCAGAGAAAAAAACAAAUCCAAUCGAGGAAAUGUCUCUAGACUUGAAAACGGGUAUUGAGAUUACUGAGGCAUUGCGACUACAAAUGGAAGUUCAGAAGCGAUUGCAUGAACAACUUGAGAUCCAAAGAAAUCUACAGCUGCGUAUAGAAGAACAAGGCAGGUAUCUACAGAUGAUGUUUGAGAAGCAAUAUAAAACCACCGGUGAGAAGCUCAAGGUCUCUUCACCCACUCCGGGGGAUCCUGCUGUUUCCUCAUCAGAUGCCGUGCCCCAUUCCCCUGCCAAUAAUGAAGCAGAUACCUCAGAGAAGGAUUGUGCCAAAACAGCAAUUAAUGCUAUUGAUAACAGUGCAACCCUGAAUGAGAGUAACCAGAAGUCGGAUGGGAAGCAAAAGACACCUGAAUCCAGAACCACUGAAGGUCCUGAACCAGCUGUUGUUGGUCAGUCUAGUUCCCCAGCGAGGGAAUGA